AUCACUGGAUUCUGAUCUCGCGCUGUCAACAUGUGCUACCUUGACGCUGCCGAGCAGCAAACCAUGGCGGAGGAUGGCUCAACUGAUUUAAAAGAGAGUAUCCAAAGUAAAAUUGAAGAAACUCGGGAGAAGUUCCGCUCUGAAUAUGCACAAGAGCCCACAGACAGGUAUGAGAGCAGUGAUUUGGAGAGGCUGUGGAGGGAGGACGGCUUGGUGGAGAGCUACCUGGAGUGGAGGCACUUUGUUGUGGAAGAUGCUUUGAAGAUGAUCGAUGAGAGUCUUCGGUGGAGGAAAGAGCUCAACGUGAACGAAAUCAAUGAAAGCUGCACACAGAAAUCUCUCCUGGAGUCUGGGAUGCACUAUCUCCACGGCUAUGAUAAGGAAGGCAACAAAUUGUUCUGGUUCAGGGUGAAGCUGCUUGUUAAGGAUGUGCGACUCCUGCAGGAGAAGAAGAAAUACGUGGCCUUCUGGCUGGAGCGUUACGUCCGGAGGGAGCCAGGGUCGCUGCUCACCGUCGUCUUCGACAUGACUGACUCUGGCCUGAGUAAUGUAGAUAUGGAUUUUGUUAAGUAUAUCAUUAAUUGUUUCCAAGUGUACUACCCCAGGUUGCUGUCUAAAAUGCUAGUAUAUGAAAUACCAUGGAUCAUGAAUGCAGCUUGGAGGAUAGUGAAGAGCUGGCUGGGCCCAGAUGCCAUCAGCAGGCUGAGGUUUGUCUCCAGAAGUGACAUCCAGAGCUACAUCGAUGCAGAGCAUCUCCCCUUUCACAUGGGAGGAACGGAUGGCUUCAGUUACAGCUACCCGCCUCUGCCUGACGAGGACUUCCAGUCACCCAUGUCGGAGUCGCCCAGCCAGGACGACGAGACUGAGCUGAAGGAUGGAGAUGUGGGCAGCACAGACAGCUUUGAACCAGCACCAAGACCCCGAAAGGUGUGCUUUGCAGACGAUGGAGGUACAGAUGCUGGCAGCAGAGGCCGAGCCACCCGGAGACCCAACACAACAUUUAAAAGCUCUCUGCUCCAUGUCAGUCCAGCUGAGGAGCUGUGCUUUGGUCUGAGAGAGGCUGAGAAGAGAUGCCUUAUCAUCCUACAAAAUGUCACCAAAAAUGCUGUGGCCUAUAAGGUAAGAACCACAGCCCCAGAGAAGUACAGGGUGAAGCCCAGCAGUGGCAGCUGUGCCGCAGGGACAAGUGUGGAGAUCACAGUCUCACUGCAUGGAGGCUCUCAGUCGGCUCCUCAGGACCGUUUCCUCAUCAUGGCUGCUGAAAUGGAACCAGUUGUCACAGGAGCGAACCAGGACCUGGCCCAGUUCUGGAAGGAGAUCCCCAAGUCUAAAGUCAUGGAGCGCAGACUGAAGUGCCACAUCCUGCAGAGUCUAAAGCCCACACUCAAUCUCGAUAACCACAACUACAACAGCCCAGCGAUCAGUAAUGGCACAAACGGCCACCAAGACAUCCACACCACGCUUCUGCAGGUGAUGGCCAGCAGCCGCCGCCUGGAGCAGAAGCUGGAUCGCUGCCUUUGGACCCAGAAAGUUAUUAUUGUCCUGGUAAUGGCACUGGCAGCACUGUGGUGCUCCACCCUCUACAUGUAGCAUGCGGAUGAAAUCACUAUUUUGACACCAAAUUCAGAGGGGCGGGGAUGAACAACUCAUCUGUCACUCACCUGUGGAGAAAAGUGGACCAAGCUUUUGUGAAUCUGCCUUGUGGACAUUCCUGAUUUAAUGCAGCAAUUUGCACUACCCAUCUGACUAUUUUCAUUCUUGUGAAAAAUAAUGUGUAAAUACAGAUAACUCAAUAGUUGAAACUGUAAUUAUUCAUGGUUUGUACAUUUCAUUCUGUGACAGACCUCUCACUUCUCUGUUGAAAAUCCUUGUGGAUUUGUGUGGCAAUAAAUUAAGGGCUGAAAACAA
Myripristis murdjan (pinecone soldierfish) is the source of this 1908-nucleotide messenger RNA. Its product is annotated as motile sperm domain-containing protein 2-like. The transcript is spliced from 15 exons. Gene Ontology annotation, cellular component: endoplasmic reticulum-endosome membrane contact site; endomembrane system. Lineage: Eukaryota; Metazoa; Chordata; Actinopteri; Holocentriformes; Holocentridae. The record is from RefSeq and is a predicted model, not a curated record. Bases 31 to 1590 code for a protein of 519 amino acids.